Messenger RNA from Heterostelium album PN500, 4179 nucleotides. RefSeq names its product timeless family protein. The transcript has 3 exons. Bases 1 to 4179 code for a protein of 1392 amino acids. Gene Ontology annotation, cellular component: replication fork protection complex. NCBI's taxonomy places the organism in Eukaryota, Evosea, Eumycetozoa, Acytosteliales, Acytosteliaceae. Gene Ontology annotation, molecular function: DNA binding. Gene Ontology annotation, biological process: DNA repair; DNA replication checkpoint signaling; replication fork arrest. The record is from RefSeq and is a predicted model, not a curated record.
AUGGAUGAACAAAAUCUUAUAAAUAUAGUGGAGGAGUUGGGUCAAUUCGAAACAAACUCCGACAAGAAAAAGGUGUUUGUUAAGGGUGAAGAGUGUCUUGCUGCUCUAAGUGAACUGUUUCGUCAACUAAAGAGAGAUGACGAGCAAUAUAGAGAUGUAUUCAUCACAAUCGGCAGUUGGAGUAUCAUAUCAAAGAAGUUGAUACCUCUUGCUUUACAUUAUCCUGAUGAUACUAUUUUAAUUAUAAAUAUAUUGAAAAUUAUGGUAAAGUUUACACUUCCAAUCAAUAGGGAUUCACAGAACAUAGCAAAACAAAAGGAGAUUCUAUGUGAUUUCAAAGAGUCGUUUAUCAAUAAGGAGUUCAUUGCUCUAUUACUCUCGUUGCUUAGAGAUCCAAUUGGACGACUCUACUCAGAGUCACGUUCUAAUUCACCGCAAUCAAAGACUGACUGUGCACUCAUCGAACUCGUGCUCUCGUUAAUUAGAAACAUCGUAAAGAUACCAGAUCCAGAUGCUUCCAAUGCCAAAGAACAUCAAUUCUUCAUGCAAGAAGAAUUCAUUAUAUUACUUUAUAAAGAGAAAUUCUUAGAGUUAUUCUUAACAUUAUCACAGACAAUGAAGGAAAACAAGCUGUUUAGUUCAAAUCCAUUGUUUUCUUUGUUGCUAUUGGAGAUAUUCUCAGAGAUACUUGGACGUGAGAAUCCACAGAAUGUUUGGUUGGCACCGAUUGAUCUUGAAAUCACUCAAGACACUACAUCUCAACAACAACUACUACAACAACAACAAAAGAAACAACAACAACAGUCAGUCGAUCCACUUGCACAAUUGAGAAUGAAAGAAAACAAUUUGAAAAAGUUGAAUAAUGCAAAUAGAGGAUCGUCUUCUGCUUCGAGAUUCCGUGGUACUUUUACUCAGAUUGCCAGUGCUGUGUCGGGUGGCUCGAGAAUCUAUAAUAACGCUUUGCCAUCUGCCGAUGGUGCCACAGAGAUAAGACAGCUAACCAGCCAACCACUGACACUAUCGAAUCUGUCAAAGAGUGUCGAUGCCAAUACAACGUUGCUACACGGAAAGAAGAAGGGAAUGACCUCCAGACCUCAAUCUCACUCCUCACAGUAUCUACUAGGAAUUCUCCGUGAAUGGGCAACUCAAUUCCUCGAUGGUUGUUACAAUGUGCUCAUGGAGAUCGUUGUCUACGAACUCUCUCGUUCGGAAUCAUCGAUUCUCGAGUCGGAUCGUUUCAACUUUUUAUCUUUCACCUACUUCUUUACAUCAUUCGCCUUGACCAUGUUACAAAGUAGAAAUCGUGAUAUUGCCAAUAACAACAACAAUAAUAAUAAUAAUACAACUGAAAGUGAUGGUCAAUCAUCACUGGAUAAUAUUAUACUUGGAUGUGUUGCAUCUACUCUCUCAUUGAAUACAUUCAAUUUUAUAUUUGAAUGUAUAGAGCUGUACAUGGGACACACCAAUAUACGCAAGGUUGAUUAUGUUCCGCUGGAGAAUACUGUUUCUACGCUUUGCUCGAUGGUUUCGAUCCUCUCGUACAUGGCGUCGUCCGACCAGCAGGAGAUAGUCAACAUGUCAAGAAAGAUGCAACAGAAGAUCUAUUUCAAUAGGGAGGUGUUCCUUUCCGGUGUUGUUAAACUCAUGAGACGUUACGAUGCCAGAGUCCAUUCCAAUGCCAUGUUGCUUGACAUCACCAAUUUGGCAUACACCACCAUCCAUAUGCUCGACCAAUUCUGCAAGUUGCAAGAUAGCAAUGCUAUAUCCAUCAAGAAGAAAUCAAAGAUGUCCGCUACAAGAGUUCAUGUUGAUAAGGAGGAUGGUGAUGAUGACGACAACGAAGGUGAAGCUGGUGACAAAGACAACAAUGAAGACAAUGAAGACAACAGUGACAAAGACUAUGAAGAUGAACUGGAGAGAGACAAUGAGAAACAACAAGAGUUGGCUACUAAAUCAAUGAGUAUCGAAAGUUUCAUCUCUGACUUUGCUCAUCCCGACAUUAUCAACAAUCUGUGUAAUCUGCUCGGCAAGUGGAUCUCAAAUUCACAGACCACCAACUUCCAAUUGGUGUCGCUGGUGAAGCGAUUCAUUUCGAUUGGACUUGAAGGUUGUUUUUAUAGAUUAUCGAUAUUCUAUAUGUUCAAUAGUUUCUUGAAUGAUCCAAUCAUCUCCAGAGAUAAGAAUGCUACCGAACUGCUAGAGAUCAUCAGUCAAAUACUAGAGCGAUACUUUAAGAAGGCAGAGAACAGCAAUCUACUAUACCUCAAGCUACUCACACCCAAGUCUGUCAACUCCAUUAUCGCAAUGGAUUUGGAUGAUAAGCUUGCUGACAUUGAAUCCGAUCCUCUUGGUGACAGUGGUGAAUACCAGCAAGACAAGAUACCUACCAAGUCUAGGCUGACAAAGAAACAGAGACAAGCAGAAGAAGAUAAGAAUGAAACUUAUUUGGAUAGUGAUGAGGAUGAUGCUAUGAUUAAGAGAUCCAGUAAGAUCGAUGAGGAAGAAGAAGAGAAGAAGAAAGAAGAAGAAGAGGAGGGUGUCGAUAACUAUUCAUCUGACGACGAGAUUUCUCUUGGCGAUAAGGUUGUCACUCUAGAGGAGAAGGCAGAUCAGAAGCGUAUCACCAAGUACAUCAAGAUCAUCACAAAGAAAUCGAAUGGAGAUGCAAUACUGAUGUGGGUAAAGGAUAACCUGAUAAGUGCAAUGUCAUUACGUGAGAGAGAAGCUUCACAACUCAAAGGCAAAUUCACAAUGCAUACCUUCAAAACAUCGAUUGUCGAGAAAGAUUAUUGUUCAUCAAAGACAGUUAAGAAGUUAUUCAAACUUUUCAAAUUAGAGGUGUCAAAGAAAGGUGAAUUCACCAUUCCAGAGAGCAAACUGUAUAAUCACUCAUAUCUAUCGUUCCUACACAAACAAAUCGAAAAAGUAGAACUAUCGGUUUUAGAUAAGGAACAAAAUAGAAGUAAACAUAAAGUAGAUGAAGAAAAAGAGGAAGAAGAACAAGAGGAAGACAAAGAAGAAGAAAAAGAAGAAGAAAAAGAAGAAGAAAAAGAAGUAGAGAAGGAGGAUCAAGAGGAAGAAGAACAAGAGGAAGAGGAGCAAGAGGAAAAAGAGUUAUCAAAGAAAUCAAAUAUUAAUAGUAAGAAUAAUGAGAAGAAGUCAACAAAGAAAUCAAACACAAGUGAGGAUGAAUCUGAUGCAAUGGAUGUAGAUAAUGUGGUUGUUAAUAUAAAAGAAACAGCUAGUAAUGAUGUAGAGGAAGAGAAUAAAGAAGAAGAUAAUGAGGAAAGUGAAGAGGAACCCAAGCGUGUGACAAGAUCAGUAAUAAGUAAUAAGAAUAAAAAGAAAAGUAAACAGUUGGAAGUUAAGAGCAAUAAGAGUAAGCAAACUAAAGAAACUAAAUCGAGGAACAACAAGAAACAAGCUAAAGAGAUAAAGAAAAAGAAGAAAGAUAGCUCAAGUGAAGAAGAGGAAGAAGAAGAAGAAGAAGAAGAGAAAGAAGUUAAGGAAAAGAAAUCAUCGAAACAAAAUAAUACUAAGAAGACACCACCACCACCAACAAAGAAUAAUAAUAGAGAGAAAGAAAGCUCUGAGGAGGAAGAAGAAGAAGAAGAAGAAAAAGAGAUUAGCAAGAAUAGUAAAGAUAGUUCAGAUGAGGAAAUUGUUAGAGUAAAGAGAGUUGUCAAUUCAAAGAAGAUGAAACAGAUGGAGAAAAAGAAACAAACUGUCGAAAAGAAGAAAAAGAAGAAACAAGAUAGUUCAGACGACGAUGAUUCAGACUCCAACUCAAAGAAUAAGAAUAAACGACAAAAAGCUGUUGUCGAUAGCAGUGAAGAAGAGUCAUCCGAUGGUGAACCAGCAGUUGCUAGCAAGAAGCAAUCAAAGUCCACCAAAGAGACAAAAGUAAACUCCAAAAACAAUGUAAAUAAUAGUAAAGAGAAAGACAACGAUAGUGAUUCGGAAUCAGAGGAAGAUAAAGACAAAGACAACAGUGUUUUAGUAAAGAGAAAGUUUGAUAACACUGCAAUCAAGAAGUUUGAUAUUAAACGUAUCAAGCAAGCUGUAGAAGUUUCAAAGACUAAAAGAAAACAACAACAAGAAGAAGAAGAAGAUGAUGAUGAUGAAGAGAAUAGUGAUAAAAAACAACAAUCACAGAAACCAGAAUCUAUCAGUUAUUAA